AGGGGAAAAACCUUUUUUCUUUGCGGGUGGGGGGGGACUUUCAAAAAAGUUUUUCCACCGCUCUUUCCCUCUUCCUCUUUCUCCCUCGAUCCCCCCUCCUCGGAGUCAGGUGACUUUUUAGAAUUGUAGUAGAACCAGGAGAGCUUGGCGGCUUUGGGGGAGCCCAGUAAUGGACUCUGCUUCACUCUCCAAACGGAGCACGGCGCUGAAAUUACUAGGCUUGGCAGGGGCUCCUCGUCAUCGUCAUCACCGCCACCAUCACCACUCCCCUCAGAGCAUGACAGGCUUCGCCGGGCAUCCCCACUCCAUGGUUCCCACGCACCCUGGGGAGUACGCUGCAGAAAGCCGCCUCGGGCUGAGUCCAUUCCGGUCAGAACACAUGGGGCACCACCACCAUCCUCUCCAUCAUCAUCAUCACCACCACCGCCACCACUCGCAUCCUCCUCAUCACUCAGCGGCCCUUAAGCUCAGCCCUGCCCCUCAGCCUCAUCCCCACCAUCCUGUGACAGGCCAAGCCGAGGUGGUACCCAGUCCAGCAGGAGCAUUUGGCCCGGCGCAGUCAACAACAGUCCCUUACGCAGUCCCUCACCCAAGUCAUGCUCUUUCAUCAGGUAGGGAAUUCUUCCUGCGCAGAGAUCUGACAGCCCCAGUCAUGCCAGGGCUCCCUUAUCAACACUCUGCUGCUACAGGUUCUCACCAUGGAAUGUUUGUCUCAACAACAGGUAGCUACCCCGGACACCAUGCUCACCACCACCACCACCUCCACCACCACCACUCAGAAGCCGGAACUCCCUCGCUUUUUACUGGACUCCACCAUGAGCAACCUCCCCAUGCAGCUCCAGGUGGCCAUCUAAACGGACAGAUAAGGCUGGGGCUACCUGGAGAAAUGUAUGCCAGGUCUGAACCUUUCACGCCAGUACCAGUCUCCAGGACAGAUCCUUUUGCUGCUUCCUCCUUCCACGGCUACGGUGGCAUGAACCUGAACGUGAAUUUAGCUCCACACCACGGCCCUGGGGCUUUCUUUCGCUACAUGAGGCAGCCCAUCAAGCAGGAGCUCAUCUGCAAGUGGAUCGAACUGGACCAGACUCCCAAAAAAUUAUGCUCGAAAACUUUCAGCACCAUGCACGAGCUGGUGACUCACGUCACCGUGGAGCACGUUGGAGGGCCGGAGCAGUCCAACCACAUUUGCUUCUGGGAAGAGUGUCCCAGGGAAGGGAAGCCUUUCAAGGCCAAAUACAAACUGGUCAACCACAUCCGAGUCCACACGGGGGAGAAACCUUUCCCUUGUCCUUUCCCGGGAUGCGGGAAAGUCUUCGCUCGCUCGGAAAAUCUCAAAAUCCACAAAAGGACGCACACAGGCGAGAAGCCCUUCAAAUGCGAGUUCGAGGGCUGCGAGCGCCGCUUCGCCAACAGCAGCGACAGGAAGAAGCAUUCCCACGUGCACACGAGCGACAAGCCCUACAACUGCAAAGUGCGAGGCUGUGACAAGUCCUACACGCACCCCAGCUCCUUGCGGAAGCACAUGAAAGUCCACUGCAAGUCCCCACCUCCCAGCUCGGGCUACGAGUCGUCCACCCCGUCGCUGGUGUCGCCGUCGUCGGACUGCGGCCGGGAGCCCCCUCAGCCGCCGCCGCCACCGCCGCCGCCACCACCUCCCGCAGCGGCUUCCUCCACCCAGGCGGCAGCCAACCUGAGCGAAUGGUACGUGUGUCAGAGCUCAGGGGCCAGCGGCAUCCCGACUCCACCCAGUAACUCUCCGUCACCUCACCCGGGAGAGGCCGCUUACACGAACUGCGAGCCCCGGCCCACUUAUUAAAGUCAAUACGAUGUCUAUCCCGUUGCUCUCAAGGUAAUCUAGACAGAGGCAGCUGAAAAGCCCCGCAUCUUAUGCCUUAGACAUCAAAGCAGUCUCUCACAAUGAAAGUAUUUCUUCGCAACGGUGAAUCUUCAUGGUGAGUUAAGAUUUCUAUAGCAAUAGGCUAGUCAUACUUAAAAAGAGUGAAAAGCGAAGUCUGGAGCCCGUCCAGUCUUUUCAUGAAGGACAUAAUAUUUAGGUCUAACAGAUUCUCUCUCUUUCUCCCCAUCCCCUCGCGGCUCAGUUUCUUUCUCCCAUCCUCACCGAUGUAUAUAUAUAAAAAAACAGAAAACACCCCAACAGUGCCAAAACCACAUCACACACACACACACACACACACACACACACAUUUGUAUGUUGUGUUCGUGAUGGACAUGGAGUAUGCAUAUUUUCCCUCCGAAUUUCCGGGGCAAGAAAACCCCCACGCGAAUGGGGGUCCUUGUUCCAGCCCAUAAUCAGAAUGGAUAAGAAUGUCAGGAAGAAAAAGGGGGCCGCCUGAAUCGCCGUCCGCCAGUUCACUUUUGUUUCUCUCCUUCUGGGCCAUGAUCAGAGACGGCCUUUGGGAUUUGAUGGCGACUUUUCUAAAGGCGAGGAAAUGGGUUUGAAGGAGGGAAAAGAAAAGGAGAAAGGUCUAAUCAAGCCCGGCCUUGUUCAAAGGCUCUGAUUUUUAUUUUAUUUAUUUAUUUAUUUUUGGUUGGAGGGUGGGGGUUGAAAGUGUGAGCUUUAUGGUGCAUCAACAUGCCACGUUAGGAUCGCUAUGGUAAUGAGCCUAGCAAUAGCAAGCGCCCUUGAAAAGGAGGCACACUCCAUUCGAGACAGUCUAUUAAGAUACAUUUGCACUGACCUUUGGUUUCAUGCUAGCUUAAUACAUUCAAUCUGCUCUUCCUCAGAGAUGGACUUCCUCCAUCUCGUCCCCUUUGGCUUGCUUUGCUGGCUUGCUCUCUAAAGGAGGGCUUUUGUUGCAGCAUCUUGGAUCUCUGCGAUUAAGAAACCGAAGCAGGGGAGGGCGGGAGGGGGCGAGGCGGUUUUAUAAGAGCUACCAGUGUCGAGUGAAAUUUUGCACCCAUGGAAAUCUGGGGCUGGGCUGGGACUCAGUAGUAGAGGACCCACUUUUGUUCAAAGCAGCCCACCUGGCUAGAAUAGGACUGCUCAGGAGCAAGUCAGUAAUGGACCAGUUUUGUUUACUAGUGGGCUCACAAAACUCUUGCCUCCACGCCCCUAGCCUUAACCCUCCUAAGACAUCCUACAAGCACGAUCCAAACAGUAGCUGGUGUCACUAUUCUUAUUCAUAAAUGUAUAUAUUUGCUGAUCUUUGCUUUGCAAGUAACAUUUCGAUAUUUCUGUGUCUGACUCCAUCCUCCUUAGGAUCUAGCUCCUUGCUGAAUGCUGCGGCUUUAAGUUGCUUUUUGACACUAUUUCCUUCUUUGUAAACACACACAGUCACAUCCACACACACACACACACACACACACACACUGCUGAAGAUAGAGACUGAACUAGAAAGGGAUGCCAUUUCCAGAACAAAGACUGAUGAAUCUUCUGAAUUUCUUGACUCUUUCACGGAAACAAACAAGGACUAGAUCCUAGGUGUGUGGCAAAAACCAUGUCCCAAGAAAUUAGGGUUUAAUGCCUUCCAGGGCUACAGAACUUGACACUCCCAAGUCUGAGGCCACGGGCGAUGGGCCAUGGUCCCGGGAAAGUUAGAAGUCCAUGUUCCAGUAAUUGUCUUCUUGUUUAUUUUAUCCAAGUACCCCAGUGAAUAGGGGAAAAAUAAACACGCCGAACAAAAAAAAAAA
Podarcis muralis (Common wall lizard) is the source of this 3651-nucleotide messenger RNA. Lineage: Eukaryota; Metazoa; Chordata; Lepidosauria; Squamata; Lacertidae. The record is from RefSeq and is a predicted model, not a curated record.